AUGUACUGCUUCGUCUUUUUUCUUCCUUGGCAUUCCGUUCAUGGUGACGCGAGCUAUUCUUUUCCAGAGGAGAUGAAACGCGGAUCUGUCAUUGGAAAUAUCGCAAAGGAUCUCGGUCUACAGUCGUCAAAACUGUCCUCCAGAAAUGCCCGUGUUGACACAGAGGGCAAUCGUAAAAGAUACUGCGACAUUAACCUCACUACUGGAGAUUUAAUUGUGGCAGACAGGAUUGACCGUGAGGGGCUUUGUGGUGAAAAAGCGUCGUGUGUUUUGAAACAUGAACUUGUGUUGGAAAAUCCUUUUGAGCUGCAUCGUAUAAGUCUACACGUUCAAGAUAUCAACGACAACUCCCCACAAUUUAAUGAGGAAACAAUCAAUAUUGAAAUUAGUGAGUCGGCAGAUAGAGGAGCUCGUUUCUUGAUUGAAGAGGCACAUGAUGCGGAUGUAGGCCAAAAUUUAGUUCAGAGCUACAACCUAAAACACAAUGAUAAUUUCAUUUUGGCUAUAAACGGAAACACCCUUGAGCUUGUUCUCGAUAAAGAGCUUGAUCGUGAGCAACAACGGGAAAUCAGCUUGCUUCUUACAGCUCUAGAUGGUGGUUCUCCUCAGAGAUCAGGUACUGUUGUAAUUCACGUCACUGUACUGGAUGCUAAUGACAAUGCUCCAGUGUUCAGCCAAUCCGUCUAUGAAGCCAGUCUGCCUGAAAACUCUCCUCUAGAUACUGUCGUGAUUAAAGUGAGUGCUACUGAUGCAGACGAGGGAGUGAAUGGAGAUGUAACGUAUGAUUUUGGUCAUGUUACAGAGGAUGUAAAGAAGAUUUUCAGUAUUGACCGUAAAACAGGUGAAAUACGAGUAAUUGGCACAAUUGACUUUGAAACUGUCACAUCAUUUGAAUUACGUGUUAAAGCAAAGGAUGGGUUGGGGCUAUCCUCCUACACCAAGGUAAUAAUUGUUAUCACAGAUGUAAAUGACAACGCACCUCUAAUCUAUUUGAAAUCGCUGACAAAUCCCAUGCGAGAGAACGUGUCACCUGGUACAGAGGUGGGCGUCAUUAACGUGCAGGAUAGCGAUUCUGAAAACAGCCAACAGGUCCGAUGCUCUAUUCAGCAAAACGUCCCUUUUAAAUUGGUUCCAUCCAUCAAAAACUAUUAUUCUCUGGUGACCACGGGCCAACUUGACCGUGAAAUUGUAUCCGAUUACAACAUUACAAUCACUGCUACAGACGAGGGCUCUCCUCCUCUGUCCUCCUCCAAAAUUGUUCAGUUAUCUGUAGCUGACGUCAACGACAACUCACCUGUGUUUGAGGAGCAGUCCUACAGCGCCCAUGUGACUGAAAAUAACAAACCUGGCUCCACUUUAUGUUCCAUCACUGCCCAGGACCCAGACUGGAGACAAAACGGCACAGUGAUUUAUUCUCUUUUACCUGGUGAGUUGAACGGGGCCCCGGUGUCCUCCUAUCUGUCAGUUAACGGAGACACUGGGGUGAUCCACGCUGUGAGGUCAUUUGAUUAUGAACAGUUCAGGAGCUUUAAAGUCCAGGUGAUGGCCAGAGACAACGGCUCUCCUCCGCUCAGCAGCAACGUGACCGUCAGUGUCUUCAUAACAGAUGUGAAUGACAACUGUCCUCAGAUACUGUACCCCGCCCCAGAAGGCAGCUCGUUCAUGACCGAGCUGGUGCCCAAAGCUGCACACGGAGGCUCUCUGGUGUCCAAGGUGAUAGCGGUGGACGCGGACUCCGGCCAGAACGCCUGGCUGUCCUAUCAUAUAGUCAAAUCCACUGAUCCGGGACUUUUCACUAUUGGUGUCCACAGCGGAGAGAUCAGGACACAGCGGGACAUUUCUGAAUCUGACAGCAUGAAACAAAACCUCAUUGUGGCAGUGAAAGAUCACGGGCAGCCCUCUCUCUCUGCCACCUGUUCCAUGUUUUUACUAAUUUCGGACAACUUGGCUGAAGUUCCAGAACUGAAAGAUAUGUCUUUUGACGAGAGCAAUUCCAAACUGACCUCAUAUCUGAUCAUUGCGCUGGUGUCUGUCUCCACAUUCUUCCUAACUUUCAUAAUUAUAAUCCUGGGUUUAAGGUUUUGUCGCAGGAGAAAGCCCAGACUGUUGUUUGAUGGGGCGGUCACCAUCCCCAGCACUUAUCUCCCUCCCAAUUACGCAGAGGUUGACUGCACAGGAACUUUACGCAGCAAGUACAAUUAUGACGCCUACUUGACAACGGGUUCUAGAACUAGUGACUUCAAGUUCGUUAGUUCUUACAAUGACAUCACGCUGCCUGCAGAGGAGACUUUGAAAAAAAGUCCAUCAGACUUUGAAGAGGUAUUUGGAGAUGCAGGUCAAUCCCCUGAGGUAGGAAGACACAGCCUUUAUUCAUUUAUUUAUUUAUUUAUUUUUUUCAUUCCAGUUCUUGAUGAAAAAGUCUUGUCUGAAGGAGUGUAUUUUUGUCAUUGA
Messenger RNA from Myripristis murdjan (pinecone soldierfish), 2451 nucleotides. Its product is annotated as protocadherin beta-16-like. Gene Ontology annotation, cellular component: plasma membrane. The record is from RefSeq and is a predicted model, not a curated record. The coding region runs from base 1 to 2451 and encodes 816 amino acids. Gene Ontology annotation, molecular function: calcium ion binding. NCBI's taxonomy places the organism in Eukaryota, Metazoa, Chordata, Actinopteri, Holocentriformes, Holocentridae. Gene Ontology annotation, biological process: homophilic cell-cell adhesion. The transcript is spliced from 3 exons.